AUGAAGACCGGCUUUAUCUCUCUGGCUACUGCCCUUACUCUGGGCGCCAGCCUCGUCCAGGCUGCUCCCUCUGUUGAGAAGCGUGACACUAUUACCCCUAUCACCGUCAAGGGUAACGCUUUCUUCAAGGGCAGUGACCGUUUCUACAUGCGUGGUGUCGACUACCAGCCUGGUGGAUCCUCCAAGCUGUCCGACCCCAUCGCUGAUGCUGAUGGCUGCAAGCGUGAUAUCAAGAAGUUCAAGGACCUUGGCCUGAACACCAUCCGUGUCUACUCCGUCGACAACUCCGCCGACCACGAUGAGUGCAUGACCGCUCUGGCUGAUGCUGGCAUCUACCUUGUUCUGGAUGUCAACACCCCCAAGUACUCCCUGAACCGCAAGGAACCCGCUAUCUCCUACAACGAUGUUUACCUGCAGUACAUCUUCGCUACCGUCGACAAGUUCGCCCGUUACAAGAACACCCUCGCCUUCUUCUCCGGUAACGAGGUCAUCAACGACGGUCCUUCCUCCGAGGCUGCCCCUUACGUCAAGGCCGUUACUCGUGAUCUCCGUUCCUACCUGAAGGCCCAGAACCUCCGCCAGGUCCCCGUUGGUUACUCCGCCGCCGAUGUCAACACCAACCGUCUCGAGAUGGCCGAGUACAUGAACUGUGGUACCGAUGACGAGCGCUCCGACUUCUUCGCUUUCAACGACUACUCCUGGUGUGACCCCUCAUCCUUCACCACCUCCGAGUGGGACCAGAAGGUUAAGAACUUCACCGGCUACGGUCUCCCCCUGUUCCUGUCCGAGUACGGCUGCAACACCAACACCCGCAAGUUCGAGGAGGUUGCUACUCUCUACUCCACCAAGAUGACCGGUGUCUACUCUGGUGGUCUCGUCUACGAGUACUCCGAGGAGAGCAGCAACUACGGUCUCGUCAAGAUCUCCGGCGACAAGGUUACCACUCUCAAGGACUACGACGCUCUGAAGGCUGCUUUCGACAAGACCAACAACCCCUCCGGUGACGGCCAGUACAACGCCACCGGUGGCUCCAACCCCUGCCCCAAGAAGAACGCCCCCAACUGGGCCGUCUCCGGUGACGCUCUUCCCGCCAUCCCCAAGCCCGCCGAGAAGUACCUGAAGAACGGUGCCGGUAAGGGUGAGGGAUUCAGCGGCUCUGGCUCCCAGAACGCCGGUACCACCUCCACUGGCACUGCCACCUCUGGCUCCGGCGAGGGUGCUGCUGCCACUGGCACUGGCGGCGCUGCUGCCACCUCUUCCGGUGCUGCCUUCGCUGUCCGCCCUGCUACCUUCGGUUUCUCCGCCGCCCCCAUCGCCGUCUCCCUGGUGACUGCCAUGUCGACCCUUGUCGGCGCUGGUAUGAUUCUUCUGUAA
Penicillium manginii is the source of this 1374-nucleotide messenger RNA. RefSeq names its product 1,3-beta-glucanosyltransferase gel1 (gene gel1). NCBI's taxonomy places the organism in Eukaryota, Fungi, Ascomycota, Eurotiomycetes, Eurotiales, Aspergillaceae. Gene Ontology annotation, biological process: fungal-type cell wall (1->3)-beta-D-glucan biosynthetic process. Gene Ontology annotation, cellular component: cytoplasm; fungal-type cell wall. The record is from RefSeq and is a predicted model, not a curated record. Bases 1 to 1374 code for a protein of 457 amino acids. The transcript is spliced from 2 exons. Gene Ontology annotation, molecular function: 1,3-beta-glucanosyltransferase activity.